This is a messenger RNA of Amphiprion ocellaris (clown anemonefish), 2801 nucleotides long. It is a transcript of the gene c1qtnf9, whose product is annotated as C1q and TNF related 9. The record is from RefSeq and is a predicted model, not a curated record. The transcript is spliced from 3 exons. The coding region runs from base 193 to 1203 and encodes 336 amino acids. NCBI's taxonomy places the organism in Eukaryota, Metazoa, Chordata, Actinopteri, Pomacentridae. Gene Ontology annotation, molecular function: protein binding.
CACUUGCCUGAUGCCUGGGUUUUCUUUGGUUGAUGUCUGGUUGGUGUCUUGUGCUCUUCUAUCGCUGUAUUUGAGCUUCUGAGUUACGCAUGUGGUAAUGAGGCUAGCUAUGCGCUGGCAUGAACUUCUCUGAGGCGAAAAGUUUUUAAAUUGUGAGAUAUUAGUUUUUGUAAGACUGGUGCAUAAGGGGCAAUGUUGCAAAUAAGGUCACUACUGGUCCUUCUGUUGGUGGCCAGAUGUGUUGCAGUGGAAGAAACCCAGAGUAAAGACUGUCUGUGCGGACAUCCUGGAAUACCAGGGGAUCCUGGACACAAUGGUGCACCGGGCAGAGACGGCCGAGAUGGACUCAGGGGUGAUAAAGGUGAUCAAGGUGAAAUUGGCCCAGCCGGACGAGCAGGUAACGACGGCAACAAGGGAGACAGAGGGGAGCCUGGUGCAACAGGCCCAGCAGGCCUCAAAGGAAAAAGAGGUGAUAAUGGAGAACGAGGGCCUCCUGGGAAAAUGGGCCCCCAAGGAGUGCAAGGGCCCAUUGGCCUGAAAGGAAAUAAAGGAGAGCUUGGGUUGCCUGGACCCCAAGGACCCAAAGGAGAUUUGGGGCCUCCUGGACCAGAGGGUCCAAAGGGAGAAAUUGGCCUUCGAGGUGACAGAGGGAUUCAGGGACCACUGGGACCACCUGGCAAGCCAGGCUUGAAGGGGGAAUUAGGUGUUCCAGGCCACAAAGGAAGUAUAGGUUAUCGAGGAGACAGAGGGCCUCGAGGUGAGAAGGGUGAUAUGGGUGAAAAGGGAGAUGCACUAAUUAUCCCUAAAAGCGCCUUCUCUGUGGGACUCACGGCUCAAACUAAACUUCCACCAGCGAACGCACCGAUCCGGUUUGACAAGAUUAUUUACAACGAGCAGAACCACUACAGUCCACAAACAGGAAGGUUCACAUGUUCGGUGGCAGGUGCUUACUUCUUCACCUACCACAUCACUGUCUUCUCCAGGAAUGUGAAGGUGGCCCUGGUGAAGAACGGGGCAAAAAUCAUUCACACCACAGAUAACUACCAGAGCAGCGAGGACCAGGCAGCAGGGGGCGCUGUGCUGCACCUGGAUGUGGGGGAUAAGGUGUGGCUGCAGGUGGCUGGAGGAGAGCUGUUCAAUGGGCUCUUUGCUGAUGAAGAUGAUGACUCUACCUUCUCUGGGUUCAUAAUAUUUGGAACCUAAUAUACAAUGCAUUCAUCUAUAAUUACUGGUAUUAGAAAUAGUAAAAUGUUUUAAACAAUAGAAAUCAGUCAAUAGAGAUCAACUUUCCACUCAAUUUUAGUUGAUUUUAUAUUGUGCAGUGGCAAAUGGUUAUAACGUACAUUACUGGAUAUCAUACAAAUUUAAUAAAUUCUAAUUUGCUUCAGUGUAAUCCAAUUCAUGUUCCUUAAUUCUUCUUCACCAUUAUAUUUAUAUAUUUAUAAAAGGAAACGUGUUUCUGUAAUUACUGCUAGUUCAAAUUCUAACAGCAAAACAAAUGACAAGCUUAAAAAACACAUUGUUUUAUUAUACAUUGAGCUACUCUGAAUGGUUGCUAAAACAUGUUAAAACAAGAAUAUUUCUUAAUAUGAAUGAAUCAGUGAUAAUAAACAUAUUAUUCUGCAUUAUGCUUCCUUUUCAAAACUUUACCUGCAUAAUUCUACUCAUGCAAAAUUUUUAAUGCAGGACCUUUUUGCUUAUAAUUGUAUAUAUAUAUAUAUUUUUUUUACACAUUUUGCUGCUACUUUAACUAAAUAAUGUGAAUUGCCUCCCAAUUCAGGCCCUGUGAAUGCAUGAUGUCGUUAAAUCAGAUCUGCUUUCUUGUAGGACCUUGAACAUGCAAUUCUUAUGAAAUAGAUGUCUAAAUCAGCCUGUAAGUUCAAAUGUGAUCUUAGCCAGGUGAAAUGUAAAUGUGCAAAGGUUAACUCAGCAUUGUUUUUAUCUUCCAAAUCGUUUAAUGUCUUACAAUAAAAAAGUCAUUAAAUCAUCUCAUUUCUUCUUCUGGUAUUUGAAAACGUAAUUCUACCGAAAUGAGUGUCACAAUCAGCCUGGAAUUUUGAAGGUGAUAUUAACCAGUUGAAAUUGAGGAGUGGAAAGUCUAACUGCAUUCUUUCUUCGUCUAGCCUGCUAAUGUCUCACAAUAAAUAAGUCACAAAGUCAAUCUUUCUCUUCCUCUGGUGAGGAAGGAAAAUGCAAUUCUACUAAAAUAUAUGUUAAACCUACCCUUUAUGCUCAAAAUUAUAUUAACCUGAUGAGUCUGUUUGCAGUAUCAUAAUAAAAAAAAGUACAGCAUUCAGGAAGCCAUUCAGAUUUGGAAAAGGGGGUGUAUAAAGUUUAACUGUAUUGUGUUUACUGCCAGUAAACAAGUCAAGAAUUCAUCUGCUUAUUUUCCUCUUUUACUUGAAUAUGUAAAUCUACUGAAAUGGAUGUUAAUAUCAGCCUGUUAGUUAAGAUAUAUUAUUUAGGAGAAAGCUUGCAAAGGUUAUGUCUGCAUUGUUGUUGUUUUUUUUUCUUUUAGUUUGUUUGCUGUAUUACAAUAAAGAAGUCACCCUGUUUGUUCCUCUGGUAUUUGAACAUGUAAAUCCACUAAAAUGUAUGUCAAAAUCAGCCUGUAAGUUCAAAGAUGUUAUUACCUACAGGAGAAUAUGUGCAUGUGUAUGCAAAUCUACUAAAAUCUAUGUAAGCCUACAAUUUCAAAAAUGAUAUUAAUCAGAUGAAAUUAAAGUGUACAAUAGUUAACUCUGCAUUAUGUAUUUCCUAUAGCCUGUUUGCUGUAUUACAAUAAAGAAGUUAUUAAGCCA